AUGCCUGAAAUCCUCGACGACGAGUGGCACCCCGUGGGCGAGGACGACAAGGCUAUCAAAGACGCCUUUGGCAAAGUCUUGAUAGAAGGCCCAAACUCAUUUGUAAAGGGGGAUCCAGAGUCUUCGUCAUUUAUCCUCAGGACCAAAGGAUAUUAUGAUCUCCAGCUAUAUGUUCUGGGAGGCAUUCGCUUCCCAGAUUCCGACAGGAAAUUUGAAAGUGUUUAUCCCAAGAAGGGGGUGCAGGUGCUGGAAGACAUUGAUGCAGGAAUCCAUGAAUUCACUCGAGAUACGGUUGUUGCUAUUGCGCAACACUGCGAGGAGUUUGUUGAAAAAGGACUUGGUCGGCUUACAACAUUGGCAAGUGGGACGAUCACAUAUGCUGAAGAGGCCAUGGGCCUGUUGAAGUUGGAAGGAGAAACAAGUUUCAAAGAUCAAAUUCCUAUCCUUCUUGAUCCAAAGUAUAAAACACAGCCGAAGGAUGACGAGUUUAAAGAAGCUCUAGAAGGCGCAACGAUGGUCCUGAAUCGCCUGAGAGCGAUAGCAAAGGAGAAACAGGAAGAUACACAGGAAGUUGUCACAUUACUGACUUCUUUCCGUGAUGGACCUGUCAUAGAUCGUAUCACCAAGGAGAAAAGAAUCGACAAGAACGGCCAACCAAUCAAGCCAUUCACCAAGCUCUUGGAUGCGGAAAUCAUUCGCCUUCAGGAAGAAAUUGAAAAGGAAAUCGAGAGAGCCUCGUACGAAAGAGACGUGAUGUCGAAACAUGAACCUACGGCGUUUGCCGCAGCCGAGGGGGAUAUAAUUGGCAUCAUUAUGGACGCGUACACAUACAACCUGGCCGAAAAGAAGUACCACGAAAUGCUGGAGCUUGAAAAGACGCACACCAAGGAGAAAACUGAUGUGAGGCGGUACAUCACCAUGGUGAGAGCCUUGCUGUUACACAUGGAGACGCUGGUUCCCCAGAUGGCCAAGGCUCUUGAGGCCGCGGAGGAACUACAAGAGCUGUUCAAGACCCAAGCGGACAACUUUGACAAACUAAGACUCAAGCUGGCGGGUAUACAGGAGGGGGUAGAUGCCCAAGGGCUGAAAUGGCGGAAGGCAUGGAUUACAACGAACAUUGACAAGUCGGUUCAAAAGCUUGAAGAGAUUAAGCAGGCCGCUUUGGCAUUUGACAAAACCGCCAAGAUCAAGGUGGUAGAGGGUUGA
Aspergillus fischeri NRRL 181 is the source of this 1206-nucleotide messenger RNA. RefSeq lists its product as uncharacterized. Bases 1 to 1206 code for a protein of 401 amino acids. The transcript has 7 exons. The record is from RefSeq and is a predicted model, not a curated record. NCBI's taxonomy places the organism in Eukaryota, Fungi, Ascomycota, Eurotiomycetes, Eurotiales, Aspergillaceae.